AUGUUAAUCAAAUCCUUUUUGUCUUUCCCUCUCUCUCCAAUUUCUCCAUUAUAUUUUUCUCCUAUUACCUCCACUACUUCUUAUUCUCUUCUUUGUCUUCCUCCCCCUACCAUUUUGACUCCUCCUUUUAUCAUCUUCACUUUCUUUCCUUCUCACUUAUUUUUUCAUUUUAAAAUUACCCCUCUUUACGAGUCUGACAUUUUCUUUUUCUCCCUAUUAUUUUACAUUCUUUCUCAUUUCCCUUGUUUUCAGUCUACCCAGUAUUAUUCGCGUACACGUCUCCCCGACCUCUUUUCUUUUGCAUCUCUUUUUUUUUUUAAAAAUCAGUCUUAUCCCCACUCCCUCUCUCUUUCUUACCUUAUACUCUCUUUUUCUAUUUCACUCUCUAUGUCACGACCCGAUGUAAACAGUGUUUUUUGGUCGACGCCUUUCUCGAAAGGUCAAAAUUGCAUAAACAAAAUCUAUCUAUCUAUCUAUCUAUCUAUCUAUCUAUCUAUCUAUCUAUCCCAGUCAAUUAAUAUAGAUAACAGUUCAAAGCUUAAUUUAAAACUUGGACAAUUUUCUGUUACACCCGGUGUGUGUGUUUGUGUGUGUUUAUAUAUAAUUCGGUUCAUAUCUAUCUAUCUAUCUAUCUAUCUAUCUAUCUAUCUAUCUAUCUAUCCCAGUCAGUUAAUAUCUGUCACUUUCCACUAUCCAUCUAUCUAUCUAUCUAUCUAUCUAUCUAUCUAUCUAUAA
This is a messenger RNA of Acanthosepion pharaonis, 735 nucleotides long. NCBI's taxonomy places the organism in Eukaryota, Metazoa, Mollusca, Cephalopoda, Sepiida, Sepiidae. The record is from the annotation of a GenBank genome assembly.